AUACGAUCAAACAGAUUAAUCGGCAAGUCAAAGAGAUUAGUUAACUGGGAAAACUACAUUACUGAUAUAGACUCGCUUCCCAAGUCCAUUAAGGACAAAAACCAAAAACUAGUUGACUAUUACGAAGACCAGAAUGAAAUGAUCCAAAGGUAUAUUAACAUUGACAAGUUUCUAGAUUCGGGAAUCCAAAGCUUAAUGAUAAGACAUUAUGCAACUGAUUUGCCUAUGAUCCAAUCGCUAAGUUCAUCUAGCAAAGUUCCAGGCAAUAUUGACUUUGAAAGUAACUCUAUUCUGGGCUACAACUUUGAAGAAGAUGCAAGAAUAAUUGUCAUUGCAAUUUUAAUUAACUAUUUUAUUAAUGUGCUUUUAUUAAUUGGGAAAAUCAUCGUUACUAUAUUAACGUCUUCCAUUUCCAUUAUGGCUUCGUUGGUUGACUCAUUUUUGGAUUUCCUAUCAACAACCAUCAUUUAUAUUACUAAUAAAUACUCAAAGACAACAGAUUGGAACUCCAAAAAUAAAUAUCCAAUUGGCAAAUCAAGAUUAGAGCCAAUUGGGGUUUUGGUUUUUUCAAUUAUUAUCAUAAUUUCUUUUGUUCAAGUUGGCCAUGAAGCAUUAGACAACUUACUAUUCAAUACUAGCAAAAUACCAAUUGAAAUCGGACUUGCCUCGGUUUUCAUCAUGUCAAUGACCAUAAUCAUUAAAAUUGGCUGCUGGGCUUGGUGUAAAAGUAUCAAAUCAUCUUCAGUGCAAGCACUAGCUCAAGAUGCUGAAACCGAUGUUGUCUUCAAUGUUUUCUCUUUAAUCAUGCCUUUAUUGGGCCACUGGUGGGAUAUUUGGUGGUUUGAUCCAGCUUGUGCUUUAGCGUUAAGUCUUUAUAUUGUCAUUUCUUGGAGUUUAACUGCUUUAGAACAUAUCAAUAAUCUAGCUGGCGCAAAAGCUGAUAAGAACGACGUCCAGGAGAUUUUAUACUUGGUCUUGAGAUUUGCUGAUAGUAUCGAAAAGAUAACAAAAUUAAACGUAUACCAUGUCGGUGAUAAUUUAAACGUCGAAGUUGAUAUCAUGUUGAAUCCCAAUUUCAAUCUCAAAGAUGGCCAUGAUAUCGGAGAAGCUGUACAAUAUGCUGUUGAAACAUUAUCCAAUGUUGAAAGAUGUUUUGUUCACUUGGAUUAUCGAACUGGAAACUUCGAUGGUCACUUAAAA
Molecule: messenger RNA, 1200 nt
Organism: Ascoidea rubescens DSM 1968
Lineage: Eukaryota; Fungi; Ascomycota; Saccharomycetes; Ascoideales; Ascoideaceae
Product: cation diffusion facilitator family transporter
Exons: 2
Biological process (GO): transmembrane transport; monoatomic cation transport
Cellular component (GO): membrane
Molecular function (GO): monoatomic cation transmembrane transporter activity
Source: RefSeq, a predicted model, not a curated record